Messenger RNA from Xyrauchen texanus (razorback sucker), 6824 nucleotides. RefSeq names its product StAR-related lipid transfer (START) domain containing 9 (gene stard9). The transcript has 11 exons. The record is from RefSeq and is a predicted model, not a curated record. Lineage: Eukaryota; Metazoa; Chordata; Actinopteri; Cypriniformes; Catostomidae. Bases 1721 to 6040 code for a protein of 1439 amino acids. Gene Ontology annotation, molecular function: lipid binding.
UUUCAAAUGAGCGACUCUGCAAUUCAUGAUAAAAUAUCAGAGGUGGUGAAAGAACAUUUUAAUAUGUCUCUGAUCGAAGACUUUGGAGAAGAUCACAACUCCAAAACAAACAAAGAAAACUGUUCAUCAGCUAUACUGGAUGGUCCGAAGUCCGAGACAAACAAAAAUACAUUUGAAUAUGAAAAUAUUCAAACAGAGAAUCCUACAAGCGCGACUACUGUGCACUUGGUGAACCAUGACACCCAAAUAAAAUCGAGAAAUUCUUUGUCCUUGGGAGAUCACACAGGCUUGGUAACUAAAGAAAAACAUGCACAUAGUAUGGAGAGACCCUCCAUAGAGAUAAAAGUUGAACAAGAAGGUCACAAAUGUGGGAAUAUCAGCGAUAAGAUGCAGUCAGAGGUAUAUUGUGCCAUCGAAUCACAGAGCACAGAUGGGGCAAAUGUGAGCAAAUCAGUGUUUUCUUUUGUAACAGAAACAUCUAUGGUUGUGAAUGCAUCCAGAGAGAAAACCGUUUCAUCUACCCAAGAGAGCAAGGAUUAUGUUGAUGCUUUAAACACUGCUCAAAAGACAGAUUCAGUGAGCAAAGGGGUUAUGGAAGGUAGAAAAGUAACAGUAAUAGAACCACAGCUUCUAUGUAGGAAUGCUCAAGUGACUCAGUCGCUGAAGCAGACAAAUGGGUUAGAAAAAGUCCAGAAAGCUGACCAUCAGUUUGCUCAAGUAGUCAACGACAAAACAAAAAGUAGAUUGGCUGCUAUGGAAAUCCAAGGGCACAAAUUUGACAAUAGACCACUUAUGCAUGGACAUUCAACACUUUCAAAUGAAACUUUGUGUUCACCAGGUCUUAACAAAAUCUUUACUUUGUCCACUAAAAGCAAAAUUGAGGUGUCACCACCCUCUGAAGCUACAGUGAAACAUACUGCCUCAGCUGUGCACUCUGAAGGAAGUGAUUGCAAUAGAAAUGCACUUGAUCAAUUUCAGCAAGUCAUGGAAGAAUGUGCUGCAAUAUUACCUUCUUAUUCAGAGGUGCAAAAUGAAAAUGUAUAUAUAUGCCCAUAUAAUACGAAAUCAAGCAUGGAACAUUGCCACAAAACAGUUGAUGAUUAUACUCCUGAAGCCCGACCUUUAAGCAAGUUAGCGUUUUAUGAAUUUGGGCCAGGAAACAUUGGAAAACAUCACAGUUGUGUGAGCCAAGAUAAAACUGGUACCAAGCAUGCCCUUGAAAAAACUACCCCUGGUAUCAAUAGUAGUCAUGAUAAGGACAGAGAAAGACCUGUGGAGCACAAACAUCAGAGUUCCAGAUUCGAAGAUUUUAGAAAAGAUACCACUAUUUCAGAUUUAGGCCCUCACAUUUCCUCGCAUACACAAAUACUUAAAUCGCGCAUUGUGUUAAAAACCUGUGCGGCUGUAAAAUUCGACAAGGAACCACAAUCAGAGAAUAUGUCAGUAACUGAGAUGCCGACUAUGUUUCAGAUUAAAGAUAGUUGUAUCAAAGCAACUCAGAACUGUAACGACCAACCUGCGAGAAACCAAGAGCCACCUACACCUCAAAAGCACCAGUCAACACAAAUACAAAAAAGAGAGCCUGAUAAAUCUUUGGUCAAACCCUCAUCACCUGUUGAGGUGUAUCACAAGACUCCUUCCAGUCUAAACACAAAGGAACAUUAUAAUUACAGAUGUGAAUCAACAGCCAAAGAUAGAGGAGAACAUCCCACAGAAGUGGAUGAUACAAAACAUGUUGAGGCAAGAUGAUAGGCAGAGAGGAAAACAAAAGCGAUACAGAAGGGCCCAUUUUACGGCACCUCCAAGUUCAUCUACUGACUCGACACCUGAUUUGUCUUUGGAUGAGAGUACCACAUCUAAAAUUCAUGUGUCUAGUAAGGUGUCUCAUACUAAACCUGAUUUACAGGCAUCUGGCAGACAAAGUGCUGUUGCUCAUGACAGACACCGAAAUCUUUCACUCCAUGAACGCAGAACAUCUUCACUUUCAGCAAGUAGUCAAAGAUCAUUAGAAGUGCAACCAGGAGAAAGACACACCCAGCAUCCAAACACUGGUAUGCCACGCUUUGAAUUUGGAGUCACCAUGGGUAGGGAAGCUGAGAAUGAGACAAUUGCAUGUCGGGUAGAGCAUGGUUCCACUGACAAAAUACAAAAAACAGAGGUGAUUGAAACAAAGGAUGGAAAAGACACGAGUAAUGGUUCUUUCAAACCUAUUUUACAUGUUUAUGUGGAUGAUGAAGUACAACCAAUUUUGCAUACUAGAGAUUCCGCAAUGCAUUUUGCCUCAAGUGAUAUUAACCCCUUUAUUCAUACAAGAACUGCUAUGGGAUUGAACAGAGCAGUCCACAAAAACCAGGCCUUUGGAAGUGCUGCCAAUAUAUCCGGCCAGCACUUGCCGCUUGAUAGUUCAAACAUGAACAUAACUAGGUGUUGUAGUGUAGACAAUGGCUUAAAUAAUCAAAACUCCCCUUUCAGUUCCCAUUUGAGAAAUUAUGCAAAUCUUAAAGGGCUCUCUAGCACACUGAGUAGCGUUGAAGAUUCAAGAGAUCAAAUUUCUUCAGAGCCUCUGCCGAAGGAAGGUUCUUAUUCCUCUAGUAGUUCAAAUAAGCAGACGCUAUCAGCUUUGAGAUGUUAUUCUUGCAAUAGUGCCUCAGUAGAUUUAACCCAAAGUUCAGGUCAAGUUAAUGACAUAGUACUGGUCUAUUCCUCCGAGUAUGAAUCUCAGGAACAUGGAAAUCCCUGUCAAAGCAAGUGUGAUCAUGGCACACAGACCACUGAGGUUGAUAAGGACCUUAAAAGAAAGAGCCAUCAUAGAAGAAGCAGCACUCAGACGCCAGUGUCCAAACAGGAGAAUGGUGCACCGACCACAUGGGCAAGUCUUCAGAACAUGUCUGAACAUAUCUCUGACCUGAUACACAACACAUCUGAUCUUUUGGGGAACAUACAAUGUAUGAGAACAGGGGAACGACCACCAAAAUAUGAGCAUCCUAAAAACUAUUUAAAAUUUUCAACUGUGAAUUCAGGCUGUAACAACAAGAAGGACUGUUGUACGCAAACUUCCAUGGACAUUGGGAUCCAGACUGAUAAUUCUUCGGCAGCAAAGAGUGCUAUGGCCCAUGAAGUCAAUGUUAUUGUUAAAGUGAUUGGCUCAGAUUUUCAUAACAUGUCCGAACUAGGUGGUAACACCAAUAUCUUGAGUGAACAGGCCUUUGAAAGGAUUAAAAGCAUGCCUGAUUUGCGGUCCAAAGGCUCAAAGGCAGCAGACAGUCCAAAUUCUCUAAUAUCGCCACCAAAGGUUUUUUCAUUAGAGACUGUUGCACCAAAUCAGAAAUCCCCAAAGUUGGAAGCGUUUGAAGUUGAUAGUUCUUCCAAAAAGUCUUCAUCGAGCUACCUUGAAGCAAAAGAGUUUCUACACAUAAAGAGAGAGGAGAAUCAGCCAUAUCAGAGCAAUGUAAACCUACGGAAUCACUGUAAUAAAGUCACGCUCAUGGAUCGUGCAUCUUCACCCAUUCUUACUGUAAAGGCUGCAAGACAUGCCCAACAAAUUCAAGCAAAAACCUCCCAGCAUUUAACAUACCAUGAGACAACUGUGGACCAAAAUCUCAAAGAGAAACAGUGCUCAGAUCUAUACAAAAUGCCAUUUAAAGAUCAUGAAAUGUCUAAUCAUGAGAAUAAGGUUCUACAUCAGGAGAAUCUUAGUAUCCUUCACACUCAAAAUACUAAAAUAUCCACAGGUAUGUCAGUGUCAUCCAUCACCCUUGAAAACCAGAGUGACCUUAGUUGUCCAAAUCCUAAUGGAUCUGAUGAGUACUCUAUAAAUAGCUUGUCUUCAAGCACCAAAUGUAUGCAAAAUGAGAGACAGGAGCACUCUCAAAGAGUUAGGGACAGGGUAAUGAUUCAUUCCACUACGAACUGUUCUCCAUCUCAGCUACAAAUACCAAGCAGCACAAUUGCUGCCCAAACUUCCCCAUCAUCCUUGGAUAAAGUCAGGCAGCCUCAAUGGGAAAGCCCAGACAGAUUCCAUUUGUCAAAUCUUAACAGCCAAUUGAAUCAUAGUAGCACUAUACUAGAGAAGUAUAACAGAUCAUCUGAGUAUAUAUCGAAAAAUUGGGAUAAUUUGAAUCAAAGGUCUCUGGAAGAUGAUGCAAUGUCUUUGGUUCCAAGUGAAUGCAACACCGAUGUUCUGGUCAGCAUCAAUCCUCUGACAGAGACCAACUUACUCAAAGAAUAUCAGUGGAUCCCUGAUGAUCUGCCUAUGCACAACAAAUUUACAAACUGGUCAGGCAUCAAACAGCAGCCACCAUCAACUCUGAGUAAAAUAAACAAUCCAUUCGUACAGUUCUUCUCAGGGCUCAGUCCCAAUUACCGGCAGCCAGUGGAGUCCCAAAGCCCUAGCUUGAUCUGUAGACUAGAACCCUUCGAGGAGGCCAAUAGUAGAACAAAAGAAAUUGAGAGGCUGAGGAAAGAGCGUGAGCAAGUUAUGGCGUCUCUACAUCUGGAUCUGAGCCCUCAUCGGCUGACUGUUGAACUCACCGAGGCCAGGCUGCACUACGGUCAAGGGGAAACAGACACUCUGCUUAAAAUGCUCAAGUCUGGUUCCAAAGAUGAUCCUUCAGCCUCUACCAAACAAGAGCUCCUUGACAGGCACAGGAGGAGCAUUGAGAGUUUGAGAAAAGAUAGAGAUGCCCGCCUUCAAGCAUCCCGCCGGGCUCGAAGCCUCAGUCCCAGUAAGCACCGGAUCCCUGUAAAUCAUGAGAAGGAGCAGCAAUCUCACAGAAUUUCAGACCUACCAAGCAGGCGCAGGGAAUAUCUGCAACAGCUCCGCCAAGAGAUAGUUGAAACUAGCAGAGUUCCCGAUCCGCCAAGGCGGGAGGGUCAGUGUCCAUCUGAUAUUGAGCUUCUAUUGCGUGACUACAGCCGUGCCCGUGAGGAGGCCAGAGCAGAGAUUGCACGUGCACGAGACAGACUCCGCGAGAGGACAGAGCAAGAGAAGAGACGACUUCAGCAACAAGCUCUCGCACAGGCAGUGAAGGAUGACCUGCAGUUUCGCACACGCAUUAGUAGCAGUACUUUAUGCACUGGUUCAGACCUGAGUCUUUCCUCUGGGCCUACAUCAGGCUACAACAGCAGCAAUACUGCUUUACUGAAAGACAAUACCUCACCAAUCAUUCAGGUUAAUGGAGUCUCAGGAUUCAAAGUCAGAACUCGACCUCCUGUGAUGCCCUUACAGACUUCAAAAGCCCAGCGUAGAUGGCUGUCAGUCCAGGAUGUCAGCCUAGAGACAUCCAUCACUGGAUAUGAGCCAGAGUCCUCCUCCACUCCAUCAUCACCUCCCUGUGCUCGACAACGCACUCUUUCUUUUGGCUAUUCCUCAUCUUUAUCAGCUUCAUAUCAGGAUAUUGCAGACUGCACUCUUGCCAGUGCUAUUUCAGAGGUAUAUUUGGCCUCUGGAGGUGAUGUGAAGAAUCUACUGGCAGGGAAAGCAAGUGCUUGCUGGAGGCACCAAGGUGUGGAGAGAGGUAUUCAGGUCUUUCACAAGGCCUCAUCCAGGCCCACGGCUCAUGGGUUUUUAGGAGCAGUGGAGCUGGAGAGACCUAUGGCCAGUCUGUGGUGUACGGUUCGAGAUCACUCAAAGACUCAUCUCUACCACGAGUCUGUCAGAUCUGCCUGGACACGACCACUGGAUGAAAGUACACAACUAGUCUACCUGUUGACCGACACAUCCAAUUGCCAGCUUAAACAGCCUCGGGACUUCUGCUGCCUCAGCACAGAAUCAAAACAGGAUGAUAUGUGGGUGUUGGCCAUGCAGUCUGUGUUUGAGGAGACACUUCCACGCCCCAGUGUGGAUACUGUUCGUGGAGAGAUGCUGCCCAGUGCAUGGAUACUUCAACCCAGCCAGCGUAAUGGUCGAGAGGUUGUCACAGUCAUCUACUUGCUACAAGUGGAUUUGGGAACUCCGUCCUUAGCUCCUAGACUGUUGAAUACAGUGUCUAGAAAGCAAGCAGCUGUCAUAGCAGACCUUGAUUCUUUCUUCUCUUUGUGACAAAUCAGGUUAUACAUAUAGCAAUAAGCACUUACACUAAAACCAUGAAGGUUUUUGCUAAGGUUUGCACCUAAUUUUCUUGCUCUUGACUUGAUUAUUUUUCGCAUAGCACUGAUGGUAUGAUUAUAUUGUGCAACAAUUUAUCUUGCCACUUUCAUUAAAAAAUGUGUUUUAGUUUGUUUUGUUAUUAGUUAACUGUUUAGGGUUCCCUCAUGUGCCAAAGUAUUGAUUGUUGUGAGAAUAUUAUAAGACUUUAAAUGUUCAAAUUAAAAUCCCAAAGAUAUUUUCCAUGUAUGUAUAUAAUUCUCACUUGAUUAUCAUUUGAAAUAUACUAUACUAUGCACAACUCUGUUUAUUUUAAGAAGUGAUCCACUGUAUUACAGUAUUCCUUUAUUCCACAGUGGCCUUAACUAUAUACAUAGAUUAUAGACAUGUAUCUGGAUUUGCAUGAAAGCCAUUAUGUUUUGAGGUAAUAAUUAGGAGAGCUUUUGCUAAAGCGCUGCAGAAAUUGAUUUAUUUGUAACUUGAACAGCUGAAGGAUUUUUUUUGCCACUGAAACAAACAAAAAUAUGCAGAAUAAUUGUUUAUUUUCUUUUUUAGAAAUAUUGUACAUGUCCCUUAUAAUGUUUUAUAAUGUUUAAUCUGUCAUAUCUAAAUGUAAAAUAAUUUAUCUUUUCAAGUUUUAUGUUUUAAACUGUUCUCUUCUUUUGGACUAUUUUUAUGUCUGUUUGGAAGAGCUUCCAAAAUCUUUGACUUUUAAUUUAUGGACCAGAACAUAUUUUUA